Messenger RNA from Aquila chrysaetos chrysaetos, 587 nucleotides. RefSeq names its product placenta-specific gene 8 protein-like. NCBI's taxonomy places the organism in Eukaryota, Metazoa, Chordata, Aves, Accipitriformes, Accipitridae. The record is from RefSeq and is a predicted model, not a curated record.
AUGGCCUCCCACCACGUGAUUACAGUCCAGCCUCAGUUUUUGGCUGCCUAUGGGCCAGGCGAGUGGCAGUCAGGGCUGCUGGACUGCUGCUCUGACUUUGGCGUGUGUAUUUGCAGAGCCUUCUCCUUCAGCUGCCUGGGGUGCCAAGUGGCCAGGGACAUGGACAAGUGCUGCCUGUGUGGCCCCAGUGUGGCCAUGAGGACGCUCUACUGCACCAGAUACAACAUCCUGGUCAGUGACCAACUGCUGGGCCUGCCACGCUGGCAGCGACAGCCAUGAGCUGGGUGCUGGACUGUGGGCUCAAGGAAGGAGAAAGCAUUGCCUGAGGGGAAGAGCAGUGGUGGGGAGACACACACCCCCCCCACACCACACCCCACACAGUGUGGCAAGGUAUGGCCCUGCUAACUGACCCUCCUCUCCUGUCCCACUGCAGAUGUCACCGUCCUUGCUGCGACCUGUGGAGCUGCUGCAGGCAGGAGUCACCACUGCCCUGGCCCUUGGGAAAUGCACCAUGGCGGGGGUUUGCCUUGAUUGUGGUUGAUCCCCCCUUCCCUGGCUAACACCAGCAGUAAACAGCAGAGUUUGUU